Molecule: messenger RNA, 578 nt
Organism: Carlito syrichta (Philippine tarsier)
Lineage: Eukaryota; Metazoa; Chordata; Mammalia; Primates; Tarsiidae
Gene: TOR2A
Product: torsin family 2 member A
Exons: 3
Coding region: 74-553 (159 amino acids)
Cellular component (GO): nuclear envelope; endoplasmic reticulum lumen
Molecular function (GO): ATP hydrolysis activity; ATP binding
Source: RefSeq, a predicted model, not a curated record
CCAGAAAGACCUUAAGAGCUGGGUCCAGGGGAACCUCACGGCCUGUGGCCGCUCCCUCUUCCUCUUCGAUGAGAUGGACAGGAUGCCCCCCGGCCUGAUAGAAGUCUUGCGACCCUCGCUGGGCUCCUCCUGGGUCGCGUAUGGGACCAACUAUCGGAAAGCCAUCUUCAUCUUCAUCAGCAACACUGGUGGCGAGCAGAUCAACCAGGUGGUCUUGGAGGCAUGGCGCAGCCGCCGGGACCGCGAGGAGAUCCGCCUGCAGGAGCUAGAGCCCAUCAUCUAUCGCGCCGUGCUGGACAACCCGCUCCAUGGCUUCUGGCACUCGGGCAUCAUGGAGGAACGCCUCCUGGACGCCGUGGUGCCCUUCCUCCCGCUCCAGCGGCACCACGUCCGGCACUGUGUGCACAACGAGCUGGCGCAGCUGGGCCUGGCGCCCCGGGAUGAGGUCGACCAGGCCGUGCUGGACAGCACCGUCUUCUUCCCCGAGGACGAGCAGCUCUUCUCCUCCAACGGCUGCAAGACCGUGGCCUCCCGGAUCGCCUUCUUCCUCUGACUCCCAGGGCGUCCGUGCGGGAAGG